GAGAAAACAAUAGUUACUCUGUCUACGUAUGUCAAUGAUCGCUCCGUCUUCUUCUUCUUCUUUUUAAUUAUUGGCGUUGCCCUUAUGGAUUUCGCAGAAUCCAGUGUUACGUUCAGUUUGUUUCAUAAUUUAUAGGCUCUGCUUUUUGUAUGUUGUGUAGUGAAAGCCCAAAUUAAAUUUUGAAAGUUUUACCUCGAAAAGACGUACACAACCGAUACCGAUUACCGAUGUUAGUAAAUUCUAUGACAGACAAAUCUGAAAAUGGGAUUGUUUGCAUGCCCUGACCGGAGAAAACAGAUAGUAGAUGAGCAUGACUUUCUCUUAUAGUAACGGCCUAUCUGCGCAUUUUGCACAAUUCUGGCAAUGUCAAAUGAAUAAAUUAAUUUCUACAUGUUAAACGAAAUUAAUGAAAGAUGGCGAUAAUAUCUCGUGAUUUAAUGCAUUUAUAAAUUUAUAAAAUCACGGCUUAAGAGGGCUGGUAUAAAAGGAACUUGAUGCCUUAAAAUAGGUAUUCUCUGAACUCCAAAUAAAAUAAUGUGUAAGAUAAAUAGACUUAUGUAUUUUUUUGAUAAAUAUUUAGUCAUCACAUAUUUUAUCACCAAAAGAACUAGGCUGUAUAGGCAAGCUCCUCAUGCCAUAAUUAUAAUACAAUAAACACUGUCAGUAUCAGUGUUUUGCAAAGAAUUUGUCAAAAUCUGUGAAAAUGGCACUAUUUAUGUUUUGGGUUUAGAGUAUUUUCACAUCUUUAUUUUAAUGAGAAAUAUUUUUACUACAAACAAUAUUCUGAAUUAUAAUGGCGACUCUUAUUCAAUCAUAUGAGCAACAAUACUCAGUCCUUACUGCUGAUAUAACGGCUAAAAUAGGACGUCUGAAAUCAAGCAAUGAAGAUAACAUAGACAACGACGAAGUGUUCGACGAUUGGAGCGGCGGCGCGAACGAGCAGCGACAGAAACUGCUGGACAACACUGAACGUCUGGAGCGAACCGGCAAGAACAUAUCGGAGGGGUAUCGGCUGGCCGUGGAGACGGAGCAGGUCGGCGCCGCCGUCCUGCACGAGCUGAGCGCGCAGCGGGAGACCAUCCAGCGGGCGAGGGGCAGGAUCCGGGAGACGGACGAGCAGUUGACCCGUUCCGGGCGCGUGGUGGGGCGGCUGAUGUCGCGCGCGCUGCAGCAGCGCGCCGCGCUAGCGCUGGGGGCGCUGCUGCUGGCCGCGCUGGCCGCCGCCGGCCUCUACCGCGCGGUGAGCUAGUGCAUUGUCUCUAACCGAAGGGAACGCUCCGUGACGGACACGAAAUGUGUUGAUUUUCUCAUACAGAUACAGAAGUCGACUUCCGUGCUAUAUAUGACUUCUGAACGAUAAUCAUUGUCACCAAAAAGGUUUAUGAAACGCGGGCGGGGGGAUUUCUGAAGCCGCCGAGUGUUAAUUUGUCCUUUUGUAGUGAGCUGAUGCGCUGGCCCCCGGUGAAUACAUCUCAUACGCGUUUCGAGGACAUAAAUUAACUCUGUUCUAGUUUGUUUGCCUAUCUCCGUUUGUGGAGUCCAUUUAGUAACAUAGUGCUAAAAAUUAUAAAUUGCAAUAUGUUUUUUGUUGUUAUUGACUCGAUCGUUUGCUGAAUAUGUAUUUGAUUGCUUUCGCUGUACCCAAAUGUAUGCGCGGAGUGUAUUCACUGAAAUUAUGGCCGUUUUAUAGACGGCCAACACGGUUUUGUCGUUUUACAUUCCUUUACGUUGUAAUAUAAUCAAUGUCUAUUAUAAUAAGUUCUCUUUUAUAUGUACUAAAAGACAAAAAAAGUAUUUAUUCUCAUGUUGUUUUCCAAAUAUUGGAAAUUAUGUUUAAUAGGAUUAAAAUAAAAGAAAACUAAUUUGUCUAGAUUGUCUGUGAUCUAAAUGUUUUGUUUUACCUCAACUGUACCUCACUUCUAAAGCACAUUAUAAUCUCGUCAAAUGACAACACAGCUAGAUUAAGUAAAAAAAUAAUUGAUUUUGCCAUUGAAAAAUAAUAUAUACAAAGCCGAAUGAAGCAGCUUUUUCAAAAAUAUUGUAUAGUUUUUUAUUACAUGUUAAAAGUCUGCAUCCUGCACACAAUUUGUAAUUUACUCAUUAUUUAUGUUUCUCAUCACAUCAUACAAUAAAAUGUUAUUAUAUAAAUAUGCUUUUUUACAUUAUAAUUACGAGACUGUUAUGUAGGUAAAUAUAUUUAAGUAGUUUAAAAUAAUAUUUAUUCGUUUUAAAAAGACUUGAAAAAACGUCUCAGGUACUAAGCCGGAUUUAUUCAUUAAGAGAGUGAAUAAAGUGUGACUAUAACAGU
Messenger RNA from Diatraea saccharalis (sugarcane borer), 2308 nucleotides. The record is from the annotation of a GenBank genome assembly. NCBI's taxonomy places the organism in Eukaryota, Metazoa, Arthropoda, Insecta, Lepidoptera, Crambidae.